UCACCUUUUAAGCCUACUUCCGGGUUCUGUCACAAGAUUUUGUUUUGUGUCUGUUUUUACUAAUAAAAUUCUUAGAACUGUGAUAAAACAUUUAGCCAGUAUGGGGAAUAAAUCUUCUAUGCAGCUUCAACAAGAAGAAAUUGAUGAAAUUCAAAAGGAAACAGGAUUUUCCCACAACCAGAUUGUUCGCCUCUUCAGCAGAUUCACAAGUCUAGACAAGAAUAACAACGGCUUCCUCAGUCGAGAAGACUUCCUGAGAAUUCCUGAGCUCGCUAUUAAUCCUCUGGGUGACAGAAUCGUGCACUCUUUCUUCUUAGAGAGCAAUGAAGAGACCGUCAACUUCAAGCAGUUUAUGAGCGUACUGGCCAGAUUCAGACCCACUAAGUCUAAUGAAAGCAAGAAUAAACUCAACACAAGGGAGGAAAAACUCAAAUUUGCUUUCAAGAUGUAUGACUUGGACAGUGAUGAGAAGAUCUCCCGAGACGAAUUGUUGGCCGUGUUACACAUGAUGGUCGGAGACAAUAUCUCAGAAGACCAGCUGAACAGCAUUGCUGACAGAACUAUCACGGAGGCUGAUGAAGAUGGAGACAGCAUGAUCUCAUUUGUGGAGUUUAAAAAGGUUAUGGAGAGAGUGGACGUUGAGCAGAAGAUGAGUAUUCGAUUCCUGAACUAGACACCACAAAACACUGCAGCAUCAAUCCAGUUCCUGAACAAGACACUUCAAAACACUGCAGCAUGAAUCCAUUUUCUCAACAAGAGACCACAAAACACUGCAACAUGCUAAACAUUCUUGGAGUGACUCUGUUUGAACGUGUAAUCAUCUAGUUUGUAUAAACAGAAUUCAUGGCUAACUACAUGUACAUAAAAGUUUCAGUAAAGCUUAUGUCGAAUGCAUUUAACUAUCCUGUCACAAAACUUAAUAUGUGUUAUUUUUGUUAAGGUACUAAUUAUUCAUUCACUCAGCACUAACUAUUUAUUAUUAUAUUUAAACAGGAAUUAGGCUAUUUAUAUAUUAUGAUGUAUUAUAUUUAUGAAGCACACACUUCUACUUGUAAUGCUUUUAGCAUGCCAUGACUUGACCUGUGUCAUAAUACUAACAGCAGCUGGUUUGCUUUAAUCUGAUGGUUAUCUUUUAACUUUUAUUGGGGUGUUUUGGGUAUGUGUGAAUGACAAACCAAUUUUGUAAAUUACAAUUUUUAUUGACUGAGUGGUUUUGGAUUGAAAAUAUAAGAAAAUGAACAAAUUUCAGACCAAAUUUUUUAACCGUUUUUCUGUUACUGAAAUUAGUCCGACGUAGUCAAAAUUGGUCCAGACCAGCAAAUUGUCAGUUUUUAGAAGCCCUGCAUAUUAGUAUACAAUCUAAUAUCAUAAAGGAUUUUCAUUUGAUUGCUUGUGCUGUAAAUAAAGUAUGUAUAUUUUUCACUAAAAAUUAAUCUUUUUUUAAGAAUUUUGAGUGGGAAAAAAGCAAUAAAAGCUGUAACCUUACAGUUUUAUUAAAUGUUGUUGCUUUUUUGAAAAUUAAAAAAGUUACCUGUUGUUUCAAAAUAGUCUGUUUCAAAAGAAACAGCGUGAUUUAAGAAAUAAAUUGGAGUUUAUGUUUAAUAACUCCAAGACAUGGCACUUCCAAACAGAUACAUGUAGAACUGGUAGUUUUCUUUACUUUAAAUAUGGGCAAAGGUUUAAGAAUCCACUUAUCUUGAUAGCAAUUAUAUUGGAUAGGAAAUAACAUGCCCUACUUGCAUAUACAAUAUAUUAGCAAUAUAUACAGCAAAUAUGACAUACGUUAUCAUUACAAUACAUACGUGCAUUUAAAUAUAAGUACAUGUUUGUUUAUUUCUUUUGAUGUACUUUUGAAAAUAUGUUUCCUUGAUUAAACGGGUAUAGUUAG
Molecule: messenger RNA, 1888 nt
Organism: Mya arenaria
Lineage: Eukaryota; Metazoa; Mollusca; Bivalvia; Myida; Myidae
Product: calcineurin B homologous protein 1-like
Exons: 7
Coding region: 101-673 (190 amino acids)
Molecular function (GO): calcium ion binding
Source: RefSeq, a predicted model, not a curated record